Molecule: messenger RNA, 1869 nt
Organism: Rotaria socialis
Lineage: Eukaryota; Metazoa; Rotifera; Eurotatoria; Philodinida; Philodinidae
Source: the annotation of a GenBank genome assembly
AUGCCUGGUCGAAAAAUUCGAUUGACUUCUGGCUCGUCAUUAAUUAUUAUUGGCACUUCAUUAACAAAUGUACCAUCUAAAACAAUCAAAGUAUCGACCGCAUCGAAAACAAAAUCACAUCAUCAUGCAUCACGAUCUGCUAAAGCAUCAACGGCAACAACUGUCAUACACAAUGAUCGUGAAAAUCUAUCAACGAUCUUUUCCAACAAAUCAAAGUCAAGCGGUGAUCGCCGUGGCAUAGAUGAUAAUCAUGAACGUGGCCCGGCCAAUAGUCCAUUUGAUCUUAUCGAACAUAGUAUAUCUGGAUUGGGUGUUCUUUCCAGUCUACCGAAGCCGGAUUCAUUUGAUGCACUACAAAUUGGCAGUGAUAGAUUACGAACAAUUAUUGCUGCUCUUCAUUGUAAUAUUAUUGUACGUAAAGAAGAUCUUGUCCGAAAUUUAGAUUAUGCAGCGAAUGUCCUUGAAGCUGUUCAUCAAGAUGAAGCAAGACGACUCAUGGAAGAAGACGAUGGCGCAUUAUCAGAAAUUGAGCCUGAUUCGGUACCAAACGAAGUGCGAGACUGGCUAGCGAUGACAUUUACACGAUCAAUGUCAACUAUUAAACGACGACCAUCCGACAAACCAAAGUUUAAAAGCGUCGCACAAGCUAUAAGAGCGGGUAUCAUGGUUGAUAGGUAUCUAAGACGUCUAUCUAUCGACAUUAAAUUUAAGACGAUUAAUGAAUGGACUUUUGAUGUCUUCUCUGUGAAUGAGUUUACAAAUGGUCAAUGUUUACGUUACGUUGGCUUUGAACUUAUGCAAAGAUAUAAUUUACCAAAUAAACUUCAUAUCUCUAUAAAUGCGCUACAAAAUUUUCUCGAACAAAUGGAAAGUGGCUAUAGUAAACAUCGAAAUCCAUAUCAUAAUUUAAUUCAUGCAGCCGAUGUUCUACAAACAACAUAUCAAAUCAUAUAUAAUUCUGGUCUCAUGAAUUGGCUUAACGAUCAUGAAUUAUUUGCGAUGUUUAUUGCGGCUAUUAUACAUGAUUUUGAACAUACUGGAACAUCGAAUAAUUUUCAUAUACAAUCAAGAUCGGAUACCGCAUUAAUAUAUAAUGAUCGCGCAGUACUUGAAAAUCAUCACGUAAGCGCUGCGUUUCGAUUAAUGCGAAUAGAUGAUUAUAAUAUUUUAUCGGAAUUUUCCUCCGAUGAAUUCAAAAAUUUCCGACAUUUGGUUAUUGAAAUGGUUCUUGCCACCGAUAUGAGUUCACAUUUUACACAAUUAAAAACCAUGAAAAGUCUUCUAAGUAUGCCCGAAAAUAUUGAAAAAUCGAAAGCAUUAGCACUUAUACUGCAUAGUGCGGAUAUUAGUCAUCCAGGCAAACCAUGGACUAUGCAUCAUGCAUGGACGGAAUUACUGAUGGAAGAAUAUUUUAAACAAGGCGAAAAAGAAAAAGAACUCGGUCUACCUUGUUCGCCGUUAUGUGAUCGAGAUAAUACACUUGUUGCUGAAUCUCAAAUUGGUUUUAUUCAAUACAUCGUUGAACCUUCAUUUGUUGUUAUGGGUGAUAUGCUUGAAAAAAUUCUUAAAUCCUUUGCUGCGCCUGAUUCUGAACUUCCAUCACCGUCGAUACCACCUAAAAGUGCUGUUUCAUGUUCGUCACCGUCACUAUCGCCAAAGUCAUCGAAUGCAUCCAAUCGUCAUCGUGAUGAUCAAUUAGAAAAUGGACGUGAGAGAAAACCAUCGUCUAUGACAACGCCUAUCCCUCGACCAACAACCGUUCGACGACCAUGGAUUGAAUAUCUUAAAGAAAAUCGUGAACGAUGGAUAAGAGAAGCAGACGAAGAAAAACGUCGACGAGAAUUAAAAGCUAUUGAAGAAGAAUCUUAA